This is a messenger RNA of Alosa alosa (allis shad), 1501 nucleotides long. RefSeq names its product cellular tumor antigen p53-like. Gene Ontology annotation, cellular component: nucleus. Lineage: Eukaryota; Metazoa; Chordata; Actinopteri; Clupeiformes; Clupeidae. The transcript has 11 exons. The record is from RefSeq and is a predicted model, not a curated record. The coding region runs from base 210 to 1424 and encodes 404 amino acids. Gene Ontology annotation, molecular function: DNA-binding transcription factor activity, RNA polymerase II-specific; RNA polymerase II cis-regulatory region sequence-specific DNA binding. Gene Ontology annotation, biological process: apoptotic process; protein tetramerization; regulation of transcription by RNA polymerase II.
AAUCCCCGUUCUCAGCGUGGUGCAUUGUAACAUUACAACAACAACACUGCGAAGACAGAAACCUAGAUUGCAAGUGUUUGGUAGUUAAACGUGUGCAUGCAGACGAUCAGCGUGGAAUAAAGAACAAAGCGUCCUUCAUAUAACGGGAGGCGAGUCUUCUCUGUCCUCCCGUUGUCAUCUCUGGUACCAAAGCCUUGCUUCUGUGGGGAAUGAAGAAAGUCAAAAUGAAUCAAGAAGACAUGCUAGAGUUGCCCAUGAGACAGGGGACAUUUGAUGAGUUCUGGUCCUCAAACUUCGUGGAGAAUUUGGACAACACCAUCCUUGAUGUUUUGCCGCCUCGACAAUUCGACAAUUCAGCGAUGGCGUCCCUGAUGGAUUUGGGCCAGGCUGGCGUGGACGGCUUUGUGGGGCUGGAACUCCCGCUGGACGGGUCCAUCCCCACCCCAUCCGGCUCCCCCGUGGCGGACUGCCUGCCCCCCACCGCCACCACAGUGCCCUCCACCACCGACUACCCCGGCGACCUGGGCUUCCGUGUCCGUUUCACCCAGUUCAGCACUGCUAAGUCUGCCACUUCCACAUUCUCGCAGAAGCUGAACAAGCUCUUCUGCCAGCUGGCUAAGACCUGCCCGGUGGAGGUGUUGCUGGACGUGGGCGACCCUCCUGUGGGCUCCUACCUGCGGGCCACUGCCAUCUACAAGAAGUCCGACCAUGUGGCCGACGUGGUGCUACGCUGCCCGCACCACCAGAACAUCGCUGAGAACAACGAAGGUGUGGCCCACCGCAGUCACCUGAUCCGCAUAGAGGGCACGCAGAGGGCCCAGUAUCUGGAGGACGCCGUUACCAAGCGACAGAGCGUCAUCGUGCCCUACGAACGCCCACAGCUGGGCUCUGAGGCCACCACCAUUCUUCUGAAUUUCAUGUGCAAUAGCAGCUGCAUGGGUGGCAUGAACCGGCGCCCCAUCCUCACCAUCCUGACCCUGGAGAGCCCAGAGGGUCAGGUCCUCGGGCGUCGGUGCUUUGAGGUGCGCGUGUGUGCCUGCCCGGGGCGCGACCGCAAGUCGGAAGAGGAAAACAACGGCAAGAAGAACGGAGAGAAGAUUCUCUCAGGGACCAAAAGAAAAGUGCAGGUGUCUGAGCCAGAGAGGGAGGGGCAGGCCGUGCCCAAAGCUAGCUCCAGCAAGAAGCCCAAGACUGAAACCAACCCUGAUGACGAGAUCUUCACUCUUCAGAUUCGGGGGCGGAAGCGUUUUGAGAUGCUGAAAAGCAUCAACGAUGGCCUGGAGCUCAGUGAUGCGGUUCCCCAGGCAGACCAGGAGAAAUACAGGCAGAAAGGUGUGCCCAGAGCCAAACAUGGCGAUGCAGCGGUGGCCCCGAAGAGUGGCAAACGACUGCUUGUCAAGGAGGAAAAAAGCGACUCGGACUGAAUCUGCGCACAGUGGUGUACCUCCAACCCUGCAGGGAACACACACACAUCACACACACACACACACACACACACACA